AUGGCGGACGACCACAAGCUCAGAGCCCCUCCACCCGCCGCCUUCUAUCCCGGCAAUGUCGCCGCCAACUCCGCCGUUACCGCAGCGGAUCACCCCGACGCAAUGCCUCGGACCGCUGAGGAACAGCCCCCCGCGGCGCACGGCGAUUUUACAAGCAGCCCGCGGCCUGCUGAUCCGUGCAGACUGACGCUCAACUCGCGGCAUCAUCACCCCCAGCUACUUAUUCAGCUCGAUCGCCUCCAACAAGAGAUCGAGGCGCACGGCGGCCAUGCCGUUCUCGAGCUCGUCCCCGCUACGAGUAGUGAGACCCUGUCCAGCGAUAGAGAGCGGGCGACUCAGCAUCGGAUGCUCUUAUCGCCGGAUAGUCCACCUGCUGCUCUUGAUACUUCUCCCGGUGCUACUGCAGCAGCAGCUUCUGCUGGUGCUUGUACUACCCUUUCCGGUAAUAGUCCUAGCACUCUGCUGCCGCCGAAGUCGCCGGCGGGGAUUUGGAGAGGCCAUGGGUUCAGACAGUCCCAGCGACCGCGCCAGCUCGUCAGACCGCCCUCCGUUCCGGCGCGGCUUGACAGCAUGGCGGUUAGAUUCACCGUGGGCCGCGGCGACGGUUAUCCUGCUUCUCAAAGUACCUCCGCCGCGCCGCGGAUGCGGAUCGAGUCGCCCCGAAGCACCCCGCAAGUCACGCCAAUCGUUUCCAGCGAAUCAGAGCCUGAAAUGGAUGAUAGCGCCCUAAACGCCGAGAAAACAGGCAGUGCAGUCGGUCCUCCGAGCCGGCCGUCGCCGCACGCCGUGGCAAUUCACUCCCACGCCGCCAUUUCGGCGCGACGGCACCUCUCCGUACGACCAUUCCGCUCGUCGUCGAACAUCGAUUUGCCCGAGAUGGCUAUUGCAGAUUCGCCUCACAUUAACACAUAUAGCAGGCCGACUUGGAGCUUCAAUACUGUUCAAAUGGACAUGAGCCCUUCAACAACAACUGCCGUUGCUGCUGCUGUUUCGAUGUCCAGUCCUCAUGCUCCGCUGCCCGCGUCGCCAGCAACGCCUCGGAGAUAUGCGCAGCGCGUGCUCGUCCAGACUCGGGAUUUUAAAUCUGUGCGUGGUCCGCGAACUUCGCAGCCGCCGCCGCCUGGUGGCGUCGUUUCGCCUCGCGGAGAGCAAGGUUUUCACGAUAAACCGAGUCCCCGCAGCAGCAACAUUUCGCAUAACCUCAAGAAUUUAAAACAGGGCUACCCAUAUUCUACCGUGACGCACGGUGAAGCAGCGAAAGGAGCGGUGCGUGUCUCUCACAGGAGCGCAAAGUCCGUUGGUGGCGACUACAGCGAUCUAACCUCGAGUACUAAUGGUUUCCUGGGAACGUCAGAAAUUAAGAAACUCGCGGGUGCUGUGGGGCGAAGCGCAUCAGAUGCUGACGACAACACAUACACAACGUACUUUUGCGAAGAAUUUCGCAGCAGAGCAGCUCCCUCUCACGCUUCCGUGGGAAACAUGAAGCUCCUCGUGCAUGCGAACUCCAGCGGCGAAACCUGGGAACGAAGGACUGUUUCGCCUGGCACCAAUGACGGCCCCACAGUUCCAGCUCCUUCCCCACAUCAGCCAAUCAACCACAGCACAUCUGGAAGCAGCUUCGGCCAAAAGGCGGAUUCUGUUGCGUGCUCACCACGUCAGCUACAGCUACGAGAGCGGAUUUUGGGCAUCCGAUACAGUUGCGUGAGGGAUAAGUUCCACAUCAGCAAGGAGAAGAUCGGCGAAGGAGGUAGUGGCGAAAUCAGGAAAUGUCUGGAAUGGAGCACUGGAACAGUGUUUGCUUGCAAGACCAUUCAAAAAUCAAAUAUCAAGACAAAAAGUGAGGUAUCUGAUUUACGCACAGAGGUUCUCCUCAUGGACCUUCUAAAGACGCAUUACGGAAUCGUGCAAGUGCACGACGUGUUUGAGGACCACAAGGCCGUUCAUCUCGUCAUGGAACUCUGCAACGGCGGAGAUCUUUUUGACUUCAUACAGAGCGCCCCCAAGGGUCGUCUCACUGAGCAACAAGCAGCAUCCGUGAUGAGACAGCUGCUGAAUGCUCUCCACCACUGCCACUCCCUCGGUGUGCUUCACCGCGAUGUGAAGCCUGAAAACAUCCUCCUGUGCGACCGGAUGCCCCUUCAAUCAGGCAACGGAGACGUGAGGAUCAAGCUCAGUGACUUUGGAGUGGCAGGAUUCCUCGAUGAGGAUGGCGUAUGCACGGACACCACAGGCACAUCAGAGUACAUGGCUCCAGAGGUGGCCAUGAAAGCACCCUACAAUGCCAAGGCGGACGUCUGGAGCGCUGGUGUCGUGCUGCACGCCAUGCUGGCUGGCGCUCUCCCCUGCUGGGCGGCGCUACCCGACGAGUUCAGCGAGCAAGCUGAAAGAGCGGGCGGCGGUAGCAGCAGGGGGAAGGGGAAGACGAUGCAGGAGGGUAUUGCACGGAAUAAGCUGACUCUGAAGAGCGCGGUGUGGAGGGGUGUGUCGGAGGAGGCUAAGGACCUGCUGAGAGCCUUGCUGAGGAAAGACCCGGAGGAGAGACCCUCGGCUCUAGAGGCUUUGGGUGAGUGCGGUGCUAGUGGGCAUUGGGCAUGGAGUCAGUGUGGUGCUAUUGAGCAUGGGGUGAGUGCGGUUCUAUUGGGCAUUGCGUGGGUGCGGGCAUUGCCUGGGUGCGGUGCUAUAGGGCAUUGUCUGGGUGCUGUGCUGUUGGGCAUUGCGUGGGUGCGGUGCUGUUGGGCAUUGCGUGGGUGCGGUGCUAUUGGGCAUUGCGUGGGUGCGGUGCUAUUGGGCAUUGGCGGUGCUAUAGGGCAUUGCGUGGGUGCGGUGCUAUUGGGCAUUGCGUGGGUGCGGGCAUUGCAUGGGUGCGGUGCUUUUGGGCAUCGCGUGGGUGCGGUGCUAUUGGGCAUCGCGUGGGUGCGGUGCUAUUGGGCAUUGCGUGGGUGCGGUGCUAUAGGGCAUUGCGUGGGUGCGGUGCUAUAG
Closterium sp. Yama58-4 is the source of this 2979-nucleotide messenger RNA. Lineage: Eukaryota; Viridiplantae; Streptophyta; Zygnematophyceae; Desmidiales; Closteriaceae. The record is from the annotation of a GenBank genome assembly.